Phycodurus eques (leafy seadragon) is the source of this 1384-nucleotide messenger RNA. RefSeq names its product embigin (gene emb). The transcript is spliced from 9 exons. Gene Ontology annotation, biological process: cell-cell adhesion. The record is from RefSeq and is a predicted model, not a curated record. Gene Ontology annotation, cellular component: cell-cell junction. The coding region runs from base 68 to 1048 and encodes 326 amino acids. Lineage: Eukaryota; Metazoa; Chordata; Actinopteri; Syngnathiformes; Syngnathidae. Gene Ontology annotation, molecular function: cell adhesion molecule binding.
AGGGUGAGGGAGGAGGGAUGAGACUCUCUCCCCUGCAAGGGAGGACACACGGAAGAACAGCAUCAUCAUGAUGCAGGCCUCCUGGAUGCUUCUGCUGCUGGCCUGGGGCGGACACGCCAACACAAAAACAGUUGGCCAGCCACUUCCUCCGGUGGAGCCUGACGUUCAGCUCCUGGCAGAUGUGCGGACUGUGGUCCUUAAAGGUAAAAGCCACACGGACAAAGUGGAUGUGCCGGGCCCCAUGAAUCUGACGCUCCAGUGCACCUGGACGGCAAACGGCAAUAAGACGCUCAACGUGACGGGAUAUUGGCUCAAAGACGGCCGGGAUAUUGACAACAGUCAUGUGACGCUGCGGCUUGAGAACCAGCAGGUUCAUCUCAAAAGAAUGUUCAUUAUUAAAAACGAAGAAAGUCUGGGAAGAUACUCGUGCAUGUUUGGAAAUGAAGCAAAGGCUGAUUUCAUUUUAGCAGUGCCGCACAUCAGUGAUGUGCGGGACAAGCCUGUGGUCAGCUACGUUGGGGACUCGGUGGUGUUGGCGUGCAAGGUGGACGACAGGAAGCCCGAACCCAAAACCUGGUUGUGGUUUCGAGCCAACGGCACUGACAAGGAGCAGAUCACCACUGUGGCGGAACCUCAAAAGUACCAAAUUAAAAACGCCGGCAAGGCCACCAAGCUUCACGUGCACAACCUGACCCGGGACGACUCGGGUCUGUUUUACUGCGGCGCCGUGUUCGCCAUCGGCACGGCCGUCAGCCACCUGGAGCUAAAGGUGAUCACCAUUUACGAGCCCUUGAAGCCCUUCGUCACCAUCGUACUCGAGGUCCUCGUCCUCGUCGCCGCCAUUCUGCUCUUUGAGAGGGGUCAGUCCAAGAAGAGCCAAGUACAAGGAGCCUCAGAGGAGGAGGCGGCCAACGCCGAGCCCCCCGCCACCAACGCCGAGCCCCCCGCCAUCAACGUCGAGCCCCCUACUAGCACCUCGUCUGCCACGCCGUCGGGAGAAAGUAACGGACUGGAAAAGAGCUCAUCGGCCAGGCAACGCAAGUCCUGAAAAUGUGACUCAGCAAAAGCAAUACUAAUCUAGUUGAUGUGUGGAUUUGAUCACAAUAGCUCUGAAUCCAACAUAUAAUCUCUACCUAGUACUGUAUUAGAAUCAAGCAGCGUUUUUUUUUUUUUUUUUUUUUAAGGAUGAAAGGCAAUAACCGCACUUGAGUGCAAAGCUUAUCAACUGAUUUAAUGUCAACGUGCUGAACACGUGGCACAUCUGUGUUAUUGUAAAUGUUACAGAAGAUUGUGAGCACUUAUUCAAAAUGAAUAAAUGAUCAGUACCUUACCAUACUAUAAAUACUAUUCCAUACACUGUACAUGGCUGGAUGUCUUUGUGCUA